Priceomyces carsonii is the source of this 1089-nucleotide messenger RNA. RefSeq lists its product as uncharacterized. Gene Ontology annotation, molecular function: rRNA (uridine-2'-O-ribose)-methyltransferase activity. The coding region runs from base 1 to 1089 and encodes 362 amino acids. Gene Ontology annotation, cellular component: mitochondrion. The transcript has a single exon. Lineage: Eukaryota; Fungi; Ascomycota; Pichiomycetes; Serinales; Debaryomycetaceae. The record is from RefSeq and is a predicted model, not a curated record. Gene Ontology annotation, biological process: RNA methylation.
AUGAAUAUUGAGCGUGCUCUGGCACUGCUCUUUAAAGCCAGAGUUCUGAUUUUACAUUCUAGGUACUUUCAAACUGCACUGGAGUUACUUGCUAGACGCGUUAGUAUUGAUAAUGAAGUACGACGGAAAGUAGGAGGCAAAAAGCCAUCGAGACAAGAGCUCAUUGAUAUGACAAAUAUGAUGACACAAUCCAAACUUUUUCGCUUAGAUUCAGAAUUCAAUAUUUUUGAUCAAUCUAUUACCCGUGUACUUGAUUUAGGAUCAGUACCUGGGAACUGGGCAUUCUUCUCUCAAAAUAGAUUAUGCCAAAUUCAUAGCAUUGAUUUGGAAAAAUUCCAAGAGAAAUGCCACAUUGCUGGAUUUGACAUCCUUGUUGGGGAAUCCUUACCGGGGAUAUCAUCUAUUCAAGGCAACAUUUACUCGAAGAUGUCGCACCACAAUAUAUUGCUGCAUUUUCAAGAGAUUGCCGUUAAGAAGGAGAUAAAAUAUAGUACUAGCCUCGAGCAAACAGUUUAUCCACAAGAACAAUCAUACUUUGCUAAAGAGCAGGAAGAUUCCGUAGUAGAGCAAGAUUUAGAAUCGAUUACAGAUGGGGUUCACAGCCUCUCUAUUCGGGAUUCACUCAUUAAGACAAAAACUCCUUCUUCACGUACUGAAGGUUAUAAAAAUAUUCCUUACAAACCUCAACUCGUUUUGUCUGAUCUUUCUGUUCCCUUAAUGCAACAAAGUGGGUUUUUUAGUAAUACUGUGUCGAGACCACACCUCCGUUUUGGAGCGAAAGAGGCUUUAAAUAAACCGAUCGUUGAUCCUUUGAAAGCUCCAAUUGAUCUUGCGGAUGCAGCGUUACUUUUAUGUAGCAAUAUUCUUGCACCAACAGGACGGUUUGUACUAAGGUUGUACAAGACCGACCCUGGGGAUCCUGAGCUUGAUCUCUUGCAUGACCGUCUUCUCAAAGUGUUCAAUAAGGUACAUAAGUGGGGUGAGUCGGUUGGAAACGUGAACUCCUCAUCGAAUGAAGAGUUAUUUUUCGUAUGCUUUGAUAAAAAAGAAGACAAGGAAAUUAAUAUCAAUCAAAUCUUUCAAUUCUAG